GUGAUAAAUAAAAAAGUGUCGGACGAAAUGAGAAAAGUAUGCCGACGCGUUGAUCGGUUUAAGCUCGUUUACGAUUCAGUGUAUCCGUAGAUGCACACGGUGGGGUGAAUUGUGAUUCAAAUCGGAAACCUCCAUCGAUUUUUGUUUGGAUCUCUCAGAUUUUUUGUUUGAUUUUGCAUCUGAGAGAGACCAGAACCGAAGGAGGAGGAAGAACAACAAAAAUGCAAGCAAGGCGUGGCCAAUCGUCGUAUCGAGAUCGGACGGAAGAGUUCUUCGGCAUCGUCGAAACUCUGAGGAGAUCAACUGCUCCGGAUGCGGCGAAUAAUGUGCCGUAUGGCGGUGGUGGUGGGGGAAGGAGAGAUGAUCCGAGAUCCGCCGUGGCAAAUCAAUCGGAGUUCAAAAAGAGAGCUGCUGUCAUCGGUUUAGCUAUCAAUCAGACGUCGCAGAAGCUAUCGAAGCUUGCUCAACUGGCAAAGAGAUCAUCAGUUUUUGAUGAUCCCACACGGGAGAUACAAGAGCUGACGGCGGUAAUCAAACAAGAGAUCUCUUCUCUGAAUUCCGCUCUGAUAGACCUUCAAGCUGUACGCAACUCCCAUAAUGAUGAACGCACCAUCUCUAGAGACACAACUACUCACUCGGCAACUGUUGUUGACGAUCUUAAGAAUCGCUUGAUGGACACUACCAAAGAGUUUAAGGAUGUUCUUACUUUGAGAACCGAGAACAUGAAGAUCCAUGAAAUUCGAAGGCAAAGGUUCACGUCUAACCCUUCAAAAGAAUCAACAAACCCGUUUGUUCGCCAGCGCCCUUUGGCUUCUAAGCCUGCUGCUACUCAACCUGCUCCACUUCCAUGGGCAAGUAGCUCUUCUUCAUCUUCUUCAUCGUCUCAGUUAGUCCCAAGGAGACAGGGAGAGGCCGAAUCUUCUCCAUUGUUGCAGCAGAGUCAACAACAACAACAACAACAGAUGGUCCCGUUGCAAGACACUUAUAUGGAGAGCCGCGCAGAAGCUCUACACAACGUAGAAUCAACAAUCCAUGAGCUAAGCAAUAUCUUCACACAACUAGCUACCAUGGUUUCUCAGCAAGGGGAGAUCGCUAUCAGGAUCGAUCAGAACAUGGAAGAUACAUUGGCGAAUGUGGAAGGCGCACAGAGCCAACUGGCCAGGUAUCUCAACAGUAUAUCAUCAAACCGAUGGCUCAUGAUUAAGAUUUUCUUCGUACUGAUUGCAUUUCUCAUGGUUUUCCUCUUCUUCGUGGCCUAAUAUUGAGAUCGUUAAAAAAAAAUAUUCUAAAAGAGUUUCAAACAUCUAGACAUGGUUCUUUUCUUCUGUCGUAUCUUUAUUGACAUGUAAAGAAUAUAGAGAAAAUGAUCUUUAUGCUCUAUGUUCAGAUCAGUGGAGAUAUACAUAUAUAUAUAUAUUGCCAAAUUUGUAUGUGAAAUUGAUUUACGCUGCCCAAACGCUUUCGUGAUUCUGAUUCUUUUUCACUA
Molecule: messenger RNA, 1486 nt
Organism: Brassica oleracea var. oleracea
Lineage: Eukaryota; Viridiplantae; Streptophyta; Magnoliopsida; Brassicales; Brassicaceae
Product: syntaxin-32-like
Exons: 5
Coding region: 222-1259 (345 amino acids)
Biological process (GO): endoplasmic reticulum to Golgi vesicle-mediated transport; vesicle fusion; intracellular protein transport
Cellular component (GO): Golgi membrane; endomembrane system; SNARE complex
Molecular function (GO): SNARE binding; SNAP receptor activity
Source: RefSeq, a predicted model, not a curated record